AAUUUACCAAAUUGACUACCAACAUGGCAACUUCCCCGCGCUCGUCCGACCCUGGCGCGUUUCCGCCACCGUCCCCAUCCCACCAGAGCCUGCCUGAUGUCACGGAAGUACAGCCUCCGUUCAUGGCAAAGCAUCCCAAGGGCUUUGGGGAGAUGGUACACAUGGAAGGCAUCGUGAUCAACGACACGUACCUUCUGCCGGUGCCUCACUUGGCGCAAUGGUUGCCUGACUCGAACGCAUUUUACCCCAACGAGCGCAAUAUCGACACGCAAGACAAGAAGGAUGCGCAGGAUUUCGAUCGCGCGUCCACGUACAACCGUAUCAUGUCCCAGAACGAUGUGAUCCUCGGCGACAUCCGCCGGCAUCCCCGGCAACAACCCGUCUCCCGGGCUUAUCUCCGCGCAGGUCCACGCGCCAGUCUUUUCUUCGACCCGACCAAGGUCAAAGCCGCAAUUGUGACCUGCGGAGGACUCUGCCCGGGCUUGAACAACGUCAUUCGCGACAUAACGUUGGCACUGUGGAACUUGUACGGCGUGCGCGACAUUUAUGGCAUUCGCAUGGGGUUCGAGGGAUUCCACAACUGGACCGACCUGAAGCAGAAGGAAGCGCCAAUCAUGCUCACCCCCACCCUCGUGGGCGGCAUCCACCACAACGGUGGGACGAUUUUGGGCUCAAACCGCGGCGGGUUUGACGUGGAGAAAAUUCUGUCGUUUCUGACCAAGAACGGGGUCAACCAACUGUUUGUGAUUGGUGGGGACGGCACGCAUCGCGCGGCCAACAUCAUCGCGGACGAAUGCCGCGCGCGGUCGCUUCCGAUCUCCGUCGCGGGGGUGCCCAAGACGAUCGACAACGACGUGGAUCUGUUGGAUCGGUCGUUUGGAUUCAACACGGCCGUGGAGGAAGCGCAGCGCGCCAUCCGCUCCGCCAUGAUCGAAGCCACAUGCGUGCCAAACGGCAUUGGCGUGGUCAAGCUCAUGGGACGCUCCGCCGGGUUCAUCGCCGCGCACGCGACGUUGAGCAGCGGCGACGUCGACUUGUGCUGCAUUCCGGAGGUGCCGAUUGUGUUGGACGGACCGCGCAGUUGCUUGGCACACGUCGAGCGGGUCGUGCAGCAAAAGGGCUAUGCCGUCGUGGUCGUGGCAGAAGGCGCGGGCGAAGAGCUUCUCGGGACGUCGGCGCAAGUGGACGCAGGCGGCAACAAGAAACUGCCGCCCAUUGGCGAGUUCAUCAAGGGCGAACUCCUCCGGCACUUCCAAGCGAACGACAAAGUGGCCACGGUCAAGUACAUUGACCCGUCGUACAUGAUUCGCAGCGUGCCGGCCAACGCCGCCGACAGUUUGUACUGCAUGCUGCUGGGCCAGAACGCCGUGCAUGGCGCCAUGGCAGGGUACACGGGCUUCACGGUCGGCCUGAGUGCGAACCGCGUCGUGUUCUUCCCCAUCACGGCCGUCACCAAGAACUCCCCGCGCUGCAUGGACCCCAUCGGCCGCACGUGGGAGCGUGUGCUGUGCAUGACUCGCCAGCCCAACACGGUCCGAGAAGGAUGGACGGCCCCCGGCGCGACCUCGUCCAACUUAAUUUAACAUGACGGGUCCUUUGCACUGCGUUUGUA
Molecule: messenger RNA, 1612 nt
Organism: Aphanomyces astaci
Lineage: Eukaryota; Oomycota; Saprolegniomycetes; Saprolegniales; Verrucalvaceae
Exons: 2
Coding region: 24-1583 (519 amino acids)
Biological process (GO): fructose 6-phosphate metabolic process; glycolytic process
Cellular component (GO): cytoplasm
Molecular function (GO): 6-phosphofructokinase activity
Source: RefSeq, a predicted model, not a curated record